GUGUAGAAGAAGGAGGGAGCGAAGAAGAAGGAACGGGGCGAAAACCGUUGUUCAAACGGGUGUUUUUCCUCAUAGACAACGAAAAAAGCAGCUGAACGGGGUACUCCGGUAGCAGCUCACGACGUGCUAUCAUAUAUAGAAGUAGCAAAGGUAUCUUGUUUUUACAUUUAGAAGUAUUGUUUUUAAAGCUGAAGUAGCAGUGACAUUAGGUUAUAUAGCUAGCCUUAGCUUUAACCGCGGGCACGUUUAUCGCCAUUUUGCGCAUUCAACAGCCAAGACAUUCACUCGCCUGCAGCAAGUAUGGCAGAGGCAGACCGACCGGGGAAGUUGUUCAUCGGUGGGCUGAACACCGAGACCACAGAGAAGGCCCUGGAGCAGUACUUCAGCAAAUAUGGCAGGAUUGUCGAAGUUCUUUUGAUGAAAGAUCGUGAAACAAACAAGUCAAGGGGCUUCGCUUUUGUUACUUUUGAAAGUCCAGCUGAUGCCAAGGAUGCAGCACGUGAGAUGAAUGGAAAGUCGCUUGAUGGAAAGCCUAUCAAAGUGGAGCAAGCUACUAAACCUCAAUUUGAGAGCACUGGCAGGAGAGGGCCUCCACCUAUGCACUCCCGUAGUCGGGGCCCACCUAGAGGCCCCCGAGGAUCUAGGGGAGGUCCAGGUGGUAUGAGGGGCCCACCAUCCCGAGACUACUAUGAUAAUUCAGGGAAUGUAGAACCCUUCUUUAAAGGGAUGUCAUCCAGAGGCCCCCCUCCAAUGAAGAGAGGGCCCCCAGUCCGAAAUGGAGGUCCACCACCCAAGAGGUCUGCCCCCUCUGGGCCGAUGAGCAGACCACCAAUGUCAAGGGACAGGGAUCCCUAUGGCCCUCCUCCUCCUCGCAGAGACUCAAUGAUGUCCAGGAGGGAUGAUUAUCCAUCACCAAGAGAUGAUCACUACAACUCAAAGGACAGCUACUCUAGUCGAGAUUAUAAUUCCAGAGAUUCAAGGGACUAUGGACCUCCUCCCAGAGAUUAUUCUUACAGAGAAUACUCCAAUUCCAGUUCCCGAGAUGACUAUGGCUCAAUGUCAAGGGGCUACAGUGACCGUGAUGGCUAUGGUGGUGGUCGGGAACCCAGAAGCUAUAUGGACCGUCCAAGUGGUGGCUCCUACCGAGAUUCCUAUGAUGGUUACGGUAACUCUCGCAGCGCCCCACCCUCACGGGGCCCCCCACCAUCCUAUGGUGGGAGCAGUGGAAGCAGUCGUUACGAUGACUAUGGCAGCAGUUCCCGGGAUGGAUAUGGCAGUCGUGACAGUUACCCCAGCAGUCGGAGUGACCCAUACCCACCUAGCCGUGGUGAGCGAAUGGGCAGGCAGGAAAGGGGCCCAGCUCCCCCUGUCGAGAGAGGCUACCCUCCUCGUGAUUCAUACAGCAGCUCAAGUCGCGGAGGGCCACGAGGUGGCCGUGGUGGCAAUCGAGCUGAUAGAGGAAUGGCUCGCAGCAGAUACUAAGAUGGACUUGGAAAUGGAAACAAAGAAAACAUUAGACUCCGUGCACAAUUAACACGUGUUUUGAAAGAAAUCUGACAAGACAAACUAGUCAUGUCUAAAUUUGUGGAGUAUAAAGCAUAACUUUGAACUGUUAUCUUGACUUUCCCAGUUUUUUAUGUGUAAAGGGUUUUGUUUUUUGUUUUUUUAAUUAGUUGUUCUCUUGCUCAUGUAACAGUACAGUUACCAAGUGGGUGUUUUUGUACAUUCAGUGCUGUUGGAAUUUGCAAUGCCCUAUAAGUCUGGCUUUCCUACUCUACUAAUAAAGCUUUUAGUUGUAUCUUCACAACUGGUCAUCGAUUUUCAAAUGAAGACCAAAGAUGGUAAUUUGAGUGUAAAAGAACAACUUAACUACUUUUAAAAAUCUUUGUAGAGCAUAGAUAUGCCUUUGCUCGUUCUAUUUAAAUAGUGGAAUAAGUUCAUUCUUAACAUAGCUAUGCUUCCAACUGGACCGUACUGUUUUAGAGGGUUCAGCAGGUGUUACUGUCAAAAUGUUCCAAUGUAUUUUCCUUGGAAAUGGAUUCAUCACCCUUGAGCCAUUUGAUGGCAUGCAACGGCAUAACCAAAGGCAACAACAACCAAAAGUGAGAGUCUUUUCAACUCGACUGGUAGUCAACAGCUGGUAAGCAAAGCAAACCUCUUUUUCUGAUCUGUAAAUGAGUUUCUCAUUGUCCUGUAUUUCAAUCCCUGCUCAAAUGGUGAUAAUCAAGACAACUUUUGCCUCAGUGGACAUAAGAAAAAAAGGAGGUCAACUGAAUGUGCCUUUUUCAAUGUUUUCAUCAGCUAAAAUUGUCAAAAGUGCAGCAACAUCCUAAUUUUCGUCCCUGGUCAACUACAAUUACAACAUUUUUGCCAACUGAAUCCUCAGUCCAUGGAAGAUUUUUGCCUAAACAUUCAUCCAACCUGAAUAAGAACAAUUGGUUACAGAGCUUGAAAAAAAAAAAAAAGCAUAAAAAAACAUGCUUAAGUGAAGCGCUUUAGUAAUGCUAGUUUUUUUUUUUUGGUAAAAUUUAAAGCCAUUUUUAACUAAGAGCCAUUUUCUCAGUAUCAGAAAACUUCCACAAGCAUGCCAAUUCAAACACUGGAGACCUCUGGAAGAACACCACCGUCGUAAAUGCCAAACUGGAAGCGAUCACUGAAGACAAAUCAGUCAAACCAAGGAAUACAACAACAUUUUCAGAUAUUUAAUGAAUACAUAAUUGAAUGAAAAACAGCAUAUUAAUGUGUGUACUCUAAUUACAGGAUGAAUCUCCCUCCAAGGCAAGUGUCCUUGCAACAUACCUGAAUGAAUUAUGUCCUCAAGUAGUUGGACCAGUGAGAUCGGAGCACCACUGCAGAUGCUGGUAGUGGCAUCUGUUGAAACAGCUGCUGGAUCUUCAAGGGGAACAACGUGUUGAAAGUGGGAAGAACAACAGGCGGAGGAUGACUCAAAUACAGUUUCUAGUGGUUUCAAUAAAGACAUUGAAAAGA
Molecule: messenger RNA, 2988 nt
Organism: Sphaeramia orbicularis (orbiculate cardinalfish)
Lineage: Eukaryota; Metazoa; Chordata; Actinopteri; Kurtiformes; Apogonidae
Gene: rbmx
Product: RNA binding motif protein X-linked
Exons: 10
Coding region: 301-1482 (393 amino acids)
Molecular function (GO): RNA binding
Source: RefSeq, a predicted model, not a curated record